AUGUAUGUUACUGUCACCUCAAGGCCCGAUCUGUGUAUGGCCGUGAACUAUUUUAGCGGUUUCCAGAGCUGCGCUACCGAUGAGCACUACUCUCACCUGAAACGAGUACUACGAUACAUUCAAGGAACGCUUGAUUUGAAGCUGAUAUACCGUAGAUGCAGUAAUGCAGAGCUAUUGGAAGGAUUCGCCGACGCCGAUUGGGCGGGAGAUGUAGUCGACCGCAAGUCUUUGUCAGGAUACGUGUUCAAGUUAAAUGCGGCAACUGUGUCAUGGUCAACAAGGAAGCAAGUAUCUGUGGCGUUAUCGUCGGCUGAAGCCGAAUAUGCUUCUCUUACUAUGGCAGUCACCGAAGCGAUAUGGUUACGAGUUUUGCUACGUGAUUUGGGACAGCAUGUUGAGGACCCGACUGUAAUACACGAGGACAACCAAGCGUGCAUUCAUGUAGCGGAAAGUGAUAAGCCAACCAGACGAAUGAAGCACGUCGAUGUCCGUUUUCAUUUUGUGAAGAACGAGAUCGAUGCAGGAACUAUUCGUCUGCUGUACAUACCAUCGGAGGAUCAAAUAGCAGACGUCCCAACAAACAAUUUUAACUGA
Molecule: messenger RNA, 594 nt
Organism: Armigeres subalbatus
Lineage: Eukaryota; Metazoa; Arthropoda; Insecta; Diptera; Culicidae
Exons: 1
Coding region: 1-594 (197 amino acids)
Source: RefSeq, a predicted model, not a curated record